AUGCAUGAUGAUUUCACCAAACAGCUCACCGAAAGAUUCGCUGGGUUGCGAGAUCUCUUUUUGCUGGUGACAGAGAUCAGAUUAGGACUGGUGUUGUCCUCAUUUUCGGUGGCUACCCCACCAGUGGCGGUGUGGUCCUUGUUGUUGUCAAUCAGUUUUGCAAACUUUCACUUUGGCUUGGAUGGGGCCGACAGUGUGCUUUCAUCAGGGCGAGUGCGUGGAUGCGCACAAAAACACUAUGCCGACAAGCGCAAGCUGGUCCAAAGGCCACCGCUGAGCGUUGAGCAGGUGUUGACCCUGGAGAAGAUUGUACUGGACCCUGGACGUACUGAUGUGGAUCGAAUCGGAGCUGGAACCGAGAUACAGGUGCGCUAUUGCUUGGUUAGGCGCGCUUUGGCCUUCGACCAGGCGAACCUGAUUGAGUUCAAGUUGUUGGAGGCUUGGAGUGAAAAAUUGAUGCAGAGCAGAUUAGAAGACCCGGCACCAGGCUAUGCCAGGAUAACCAUGAAACAACUUGAGCUUGCUGACAGGAAAUUGUUUUGCGUGCUUGCUGAGAAAACCAGAGAAGGUAUCAAAACCACCAUCAAAGGCAGACCUCUUGACCUGGUGUUCAAGGAAUGUUCAGAAAGCUCAGAAGUCCUUGCGUUGUUGCAGCCCAGACAGGGUACAGUCUCGGCGGAAAAGGUGAAGGAGGUGCGUGGCAACUCAGCAGAACCACCCACCAAACGAAUCAAACGAGAGACUGGAAAGAAGGGCAAGGGCAAAGGUAACAGCAGUGCUUUUGUGCGUAUUCCACACGAUCUACUGAAGCUGAACUGUGUUGGCGAGCCAGCAGAGGUCAUGCAUGAUGACACAACGAAUUCUUUUUCAGAUACACCUGCACAGGAGAAUUUUUCAGAUGUUGAGAAAAUUUGCCACACGGGUACAGAGGCUGACAGACCAUAUGUCUUCUUGGAAUUAUGCGCUGGAAGUGCAACCUUGUCUGCAGAGGUUAAGCGUUUGGGAGUUGAGGUGCUGGCCUUUGACCACGAGUCCAACCGACAUCAAUCAAAGUGCAAGGUCCUUUGUUUGGAUCUUAGUUUGCCGCAUGCUUUCGAACGCAUUGUUGAGCUGGUGACUAAAUGCAAUGUGUUGGGCGUUCACAUGGGGCCGCCCUGCGGCACGUGCAGCAAAGCCAGAGGGAUACCUAUGCCGGAUGGAUCGGCGGGACCCCAACCGCUUAGAGAUGACAAUUAUUUGCUGGGUCUUCCAAAUCUGGGAUUUCGAGACAAACAAAGGGUAACUGCUGCAAAUAAUUUAUAUGAGAAGCUUGGUUUGCUGGUGGAGACGCUGGAGAAGAAGCUGACUUCCUUCCUUUCGAAUCGAGAUGAAUUUGGAGCAUUGUCGAGGUUCUGCCAAGACGUGGCGCCACAUGAACAUGAAAGCUGGGGCUAUGACCAUGUCAACAAAUGUUUCAACACUGCAAAAGAAUCGAUGCUGAACCUGACCUUCGGAUGUUACGAGAAGGUUGAAUUGAAAGCGAUGGAACACGUGCUGUGGAUGUUGGUUACCUUGGCCAGAUACAUGAGACACUUUGGUGAGAUCAAGUUUGUGCUUUGCGAUGGGACCCUUUUGGAAGGGCACGUGCAUCCUGCGUGGAACAAGGUUGCUUUUGGAAUGGAGGCCACGUGUGUGGACAUGAAAUCUGCCUACAAGCAGUUACCACUGAAUCCAUGCGAAUAUCACCGCACCGUGGUCAGCCUGUGGGAUGUCAAUAACAGAAAGGCAGCUUGCUUUCUAAUGCGCACCCUUCCAUUCGGUGCCACGGCAAGUGUGCAUCACUUUUUACGAGUCAGCAGUUUCAUACAUGCUGUAGGACUUCAUGCUGGUUUGUGCUGGGGAGCGUAUUUUGACGACUUCCCAACCCUGUGCAACGUAGCCAACAGGCGCAGCACCCAGUCCACCGCAUUGGGUAUUUUCGAGUUGCUGGGCUUCAAGUACAAUGACGAAAAACUGGACCCCUUUGACAAAGUGGCAUCAAUGUUGGGGGUGGAGCUUGACCUUCGAGAGAUAGACAAUGGCUUGAUCAAGGUUCAGAACAAACCUGCGAGAGUCACAGAAGUGUCGGAGUGCUUGAAUAGGAUUUUAGACAGUGGGGUUAUUGAAGCUGACUCACUGCCUUCCUAUCUGGGGAAGCUACAAUUUGCAGAAGCUCAGCUGUGGGGUCGUGCGGGUAGAAUCGCUCUUGCAGACCUGAGAGAAGCUACGCUACAUAAAACCGGAGCCUUCGCAGUCACAGAAGAAGCAAAGGAAGCCAUUGAAGUUUUGUUGGAAAGAUUCACAACUGGACGACCGAGAGAAUUGAAAGCCUCGGAGCACGCGUGA
Molecule: messenger RNA, 2364 nt
Organism: Cladocopium goreaui
Lineage: Eukaryota; Dinophyceae; Suessiales; Symbiodiniaceae
Source: the annotation of a GenBank genome assembly